This is a messenger RNA of Calypte anna (Anna's hummingbird), 2989 nucleotides long. It is a transcript of the gene DR1, whose product is annotated as down-regulator of transcription 1. Gene Ontology annotation, biological process: negative regulation of transcription by RNA polymerase II; RNA polymerase II preinitiation complex assembly; positive regulation of transcription by RNA polymerase II. The transcript has 3 exons. NCBI's taxonomy places the organism in Eukaryota, Metazoa, Chordata, Aves, Apodiformes, Trochilidae. The record is from RefSeq and is a predicted model, not a curated record. Gene Ontology annotation, cellular component: negative cofactor 2 complex. The coding region runs from base 458 to 988 and encodes 176 amino acids. Gene Ontology annotation, molecular function: TBP-class protein binding; protein heterodimerization activity; general transcription initiation factor activity.
CCGCCGUCACCGCCGGCCCGGACGCUGCCGCUGCCGGGGGCGGAGGGCGCCGAGCCGUGCUGAGCCGAGCCGAGCCGAGCCGUGCUGAGCCGAGCCGAGCCGAGCCGAGCCGAGCCGUGCUGCGUGCCGGUAAUUUGGCGGCUCGCCUUCUAUCAGGUUGUUCUUAAGGCGGCGGCCUUUGGCCAGUGACCGAAGAAUGUGGCGGAGGCGGCAGUGGCAGGCGCCGCGGCCGAGGGAUCCCUGAGCCCGAGCAGCGCUUCCCGGCCCCUCGCUGCGGCGGCUCGGCAGCCUCUCCCGGCUCGGCCCGGUCCGGCCCGUUCGUGCGGCGGCGGCGUCGCCCCUCCGCAGCGUCGCCUCCCGCGGCACCGCCCGCCCCGCGCUGGAGCCCCGCGCGGGAGCUGAGGGGAGCCCGUGAGCGCGGGGCCGAGCGCCCGGCGGGGAGCGAGCGGCAGCCAGGAUGGCCUCGUCCUCGGGCAACGACGACGACCUCACCAUCCCCAGGGCUGCCAUCAACAAGAUGAUCAAGGAAACGCUCCCCAACGUCCGCGUGGCCAACGAUGCCCGGGAGCUGGUGGUGAACUGCUGCACGGAAUUCAUCCACCUCAUCUCCUCCGAGGCCAACGAGAUCUGCAACAAAUCGGAAAAGAAAACCAUCUCCCCGGAGCACGUCAUACAAGCACUAGAAAGUUUGGGCUUUGGCUCCUACAUCAGUGAAGUAAAAGAAGUCUUACAAGAAUGCAAAACAGUAGCACUAAAGAGAAGAAAGGCCAGUUCACGCUUGGAGAACCUCGGCAUUCCGGAAGAAGAGCUUCUAAGGCAGCAACAGGAAUUAUUUGCAAAAGCCAGACAACAGCAAGCAGAACUGGCACAGCAGGAGUGGCUACAGAUGCAGCAAGCAGCUCAACAGGCACAGCUUGCUGCUGCCUCAGCCAGUGCAUCCAAUCAGGCAGGAUCCUCUCAGGAUGAAGAUGAUGAAGAUGAUAUCUGAAAUUCACCAGCUGAGUUUGUCUAAGAAAUAUUUUUCCUGCACAAUGAAAACAGUGAAAUGAAUGCUUAGCUGUAAGUUUGUAUGCAUCAUGGACUGGCAAUUGGUAUUCUAGGGGUGUCUGCUGUUGUGUGCUGUACAUGUAUAAACUGUCUUUUUUGAACUCUUGAAGAUUUAAGGUUCAGUAUCAUAUCAACUUUGGAUUUUUAAUGGUGUAUAUGGAAAUUUUAGAUAGCAGUGCGUCAUUUAUUUGAUCAAUAAACAGUGUUAAAAUAAACAACAAGUUUAUAAAAUACAAUGAGAUUUAUACAAAAAGCUCUAAAUCCACAUUUGCAUUUCUUCCCUUUUAACUAAACUAUAAAAUCUUAUUUAGAAUUUUUAAUUGUUUUUUGGGAGAGUGAUACAGUAGACAUAAUCUGUUAAUGGGGAAAAAAGCAGAGUUCAGCAUAGCAGAGACUGAAUUCUUAGGUCUUUUUAAAAUGAGGAUGUAUAUGGCAAUAAAUAUUAUAUAUGCUCAAAUACCACACUUAAAUUUGAAAAUGAUACAUUUUCACCCAGGAGAAGGUAUGUGUAGUGGAGUUGUACAAAUUCAGUAAUGUUUUUGUAUAGGGGUGAAAAAAAACAACCCAAACCUAUGAUUUUAUUAUUGCAUCCUUUGACAGUCCUAACUGAAUAUUUCACAUCAAAGACUGCCUGAUUUGAAGACCUAACUCUUCUAUUAUUUCACUCCAGCUUAAUGUUAACUGUUGUUGAUGGUAUUUUGUAGUCCAAAUCUAUUCAUAUUGUUGAAAUAUAAAGCUGGAACUUGAUGAAACAGCAUUGUUUUAGUUCUACUGAUGUAACUGGGAAUGAUUAAGUAUUUGAGCCUAUGAGAAGGCAAAAGCUGAAGCUAAGAGCAUGCUUACCAUAAAGGAGGGGAUUCAUUUAACCUUGAUUAGUCAUUGUCAGCAUUAAUGCUAACAUUCUCCAGACUAGAUUGCCACUGGAUUACUAAGACUGAAAGAUAACAUUAUCUUAAUUCAGAUUGGUUUGUAGGUAAGUCCAGGUUUUUGGUAAACUGUUCCCCAAGAGUGAUCAUAAAUACAUGGAACAGAAAUGAUAUAGUAGACCUUUUGAUAGUUAAUUUGAAAAUUGUUGAUUUAAUGGAUGAGCAGCUGUUCUUUGUGUUGAAAUAAAGCACAGUAGUGUCCAUUGCUGAGUUUUAAUGUGUUACUUGAAGUAAUACUGGCAUAUCUUCUGGUACACUAAUCUGAGCAGACCUGAAAAGCCACUUACAUGCUGCUGUAAAUGAUCCCAUAGCUCUCCAACAAUGUGGAUUUUUUUAUUAACUUAGGUCCUCAGCAAGUUGCUCUAGUUCAAAUUCUUGGAGGGCUACAGCAGUCAGUUGACAUCAGGAUGCAAGCAGAAAAUGUUUUUUCCAUUUUUACAUUAAGAUUGGAAUGUAGGUACAAUUGAUAUAUAUUCAGAUCUCAGUCACAUAGUGACUUUUGAUUUAAAUUUGAGACACACUAAGUUACAGAUUGAACAAAUGUGAACACUUCCUUAAAUGGAUCAAUGCAAUGAAAACUCAGAAAAAUAUCUGUUUGAAUGUUUCAGUUAAAAAAAGGAAAAAACAAAACAAAACUGAUGUGGAUGCUAAUGAAAUAUUUUAGGCAGUUUGAGGAAGUGGUUUUCUGUAAAGGUUGAAGUACCAAAGGUAGAAAAAUCUAGUCUAGUGAUACAAUGUUAAUGUGCAGUGUUGGCUUUUCUAAUUUGUACUGUAACACCUUCACUCUUUCUAUUUUAAAUGAGUCUUUUUGUUUUAAAUAAUAUUAGGUAUAUUUUCACACCUUUAUUUUCUGAUGCAGAAUUCAGGUUAACAUUUUACUGCAUCUGGUAUGUAUGGUGUAGUAUGUUUGGAUCCUUGUGACCUUUCUUUUGGACAUUCUUGUGCUUUUUCAUAUGCUGUAUUCUUCAAGCAAUAAAAAUUUUGAUGUGUUUUUAUAAAAUUGCUUUUAUAUUUAA